Topomyia yanbarensis is the source of this 1727-nucleotide messenger RNA. Its product is annotated as vacuolar protein sorting-associated protein 4-like. Gene Ontology annotation, biological process: vacuole organization; endosomal transport. Gene Ontology annotation, molecular function: ATP hydrolysis activity; ATP binding. The transcript is spliced from 4 exons. Lineage: Eukaryota; Metazoa; Arthropoda; Insecta; Diptera; Culicidae. Bases 584 to 1636 code for a protein of 350 amino acids. The record is from RefSeq and is a predicted model, not a curated record.
UUAUAGGUUUUGUGCUCUUCAUUUUCUCUUUAAUGGAGAAAAAAUAGUUUUUACCUAAUUUUUUCUCCAUUAAGGCGAAAUAUAGCAUAGUUUUACAAAUUGCUUUUAUACUUUGACAGUAAGGUGCGUAACAUCUGAUACAUAAACAGUAACAGCAACAAAAAUCCCAAUUCGUAUUUAGUUCUUACAUUACCUGUUAUUUUUUGUUGUAACCUUUGCGUUGAGUUUUACGAGUUCAAAAAAGCAAUUCAAAGAAUCUGCAACAUUGUACAUUGUGGACGGUGGAACCAAUUUCAAACACGAAAUGCUGCGACAGACUUAUACUUCGUGGAAUGAUUGUUAAAUCAACGCUGCAAAAGGAGAUCAAUAUCAUAACGAAGGCCACCACAGAGGAUCAAAGUACUACAUACAAGGAAGUGUUACGAAGGUUACGAACGAUACCAGCAGGUAGGGGAAUAGUUCCUGCAUGCCAUCGAACAGGCGUGGAAUAACAAAGCAAAAUAUUCAACCCGAAGUAAAUAAUUUCGAUGCUCGGAUUAAACGGAUAUGUUGACUAACUUGCUUACUUGUAGAAGGUCACCCAAUGAAACCAAUGGACAGCAGUAAUGUUUCAAGAAGUGAUAGUAGCUUUAAACACAAGGACGGUAUUUGUUCAAAUCUAUCGCAAUCAAAAUUGGAAGGAACAAUCUUCGUGGAAAACCCACGCAUCCAAUGGUCAGACGUCGUUGGUCUAGAAGAAGCGAAGAAAGCACUCAGAGAAUCUGUUAUUCUACCGAUAAAAAAUCAGAAUUUAUUCGAGGAGAAACGUAUCCCAUCAAAAAACAUUCUAUUGUUUGGGCUUCCAGGAACCGGCAAAUCUUAUUUGGCGAAAGCAGUCGCCACUGAAGCCGAAAAACCCACUUUCUUCUCGGUUCCCAGUUCAAAUCUAGUAUGCGGACACCUCAAACAAUCCGAAGCACUUAUGAAAAAUCUUUUCGAUCUGGCUCGCACCCAUAAAUCAAGCAUAAUUUUUGUAGAUGAUGUAGAUUUGCUGUACUGUUCACAAUUGGCGAAUGAAACUGUAUGUCGUAUCAAAAGCGAAUUCCUGCUUCAGAUGCAGGGUGAUAACGAUGGAAUUUUCGUUCUGGGAGCUACUAACAAGCCGUGGAUUCUAGAACCGGCAAUCAGAAGACAAUUUGAUCUACGCAUAUACAUUCCGCUACCCGAGCAGGACGCACGUUUGGCCAUGUUUAAGCUUCACCUGGGUAAUGCAGAUCACUGCCUCUCGGAGGAGAACAUCCGCACGUUGGCUAAUCAAUCAGAAGGGUAUUCUGGGGCGGAUAUCUUAUGUGUGAUAAGAGACGGACUUAUGCAACCGGUUCGAGAAGUUCAGUCAGCAACCCACUUCAAGAAAAUAAGUGGACCAUCACCGAUCGAUAAAGAAACCAUAUGCAAUGAUUUGUUAGUUCCGUGCAGUUCCGGAGAUCCCGAUGCGAUCGAGAUGACCUGGAUGGAGGUACCGAGCGACAAACUGUCUCCUCUUCCAAUGACAAUGAGUGACAUGCUGAUCUCGCUGGCAAGUACUAACUAUACCAUGAAUAACGCGAACAUGAAAAAGUUGAACACAUUUAUGGAAGACUUCGGCCAGGCAGGGUAGCAUGGUAUAACUAGUAAUUUUAAAUUAACUACUUUUCCAAAUGCAGUGUACAGAUAGGUCGAUAGCUUUUACAAGUUUUUUGUGUAAAUCA